AUGUGUGGCAAAAAAGAUAACUGUUGUGCCUCAGAAUCACAAUCACACUCAGAUCUGCAAAAAAACAACUUCCCAUUUCCAAAUGAUGAAAUAGAUAAGUAUGUUGAGAGUUUUGAUAAAGUAUUAUCCAACAUUGGGUCAAUUACAAAUGCUAUUGUUGAUGUAUCAAUGGACGCAGGUAGGGAGUUAAAUGAUAAGGCAAAGCAAUGGUCAAGUAAUUGGUUGUUCAACAAUCAUUCAAAAGAUGAUGAUUUUGAGAAUUUCGUUAAUGAAAAGAGUAACGAUUCCAAAACUUAUGAAUUUCCUUCAUUUUAUCAAACAAGGGAUUCUGCUUUUAAUGGAGACUGGGAAUCGGGUUCCCCAUUUAAAGAAUUUUUCAAAAAUUCUCCUUUCUUUCAAAAUGCUCAUUUGAAGUUUGGUGCUACUCCUUUUGGUUAUAGAUCCUACAAAGGACCAUCAAUUCGUCAGUAUCAUGAUUGUUUAGAUAAACAUGGAAAAUCCAUUUGGGAUGACCAAGGAUAUUGGAGAUGUCUUUUUCCAGAGUCUACAAUCCCAAUUGAUUUGUUGAAAUUCAAAAAUGAGUAUUUUAAAGAUCAGAUUAUCACUAAAGAAGAUUUCAUGAAUCAAAUGCAUCAAUUAGGUGAAAGUGAAAAGAAUCCAAUUGUCGACUUACAAAAGAAUGGGAAAUUUUUCAAUAAGUAUGAAGAUUAUUUAAGUUGGAAAAAGGAUCAAUAUUCUGAAUAUAAGAAAAAGAAAGAAGAAGAAGCUAAGACAAGAGCUGAAGCAAGAGCCAAAUAUUUACAAGAUUUGAAAGAAAAACAAAAUACACAAGCAAAAUCUGGAGGUGAAAAACAUGAUUCAAUAGUAUCAAAAUUUAUAACCUCCUCCUCAAUAAAGUCAAAUAUGUUUACUGAUUCAGAAACUAAUGAAAUUAAAUUGGUUGAGGACAAAAAAGAAUGUUAUAAUGAUGGUGAUUGCAUCUUUACUAAAAUCACCAGAUCAAAACCAAUUGGAGCUAGGGAUUGGGUGAAUGUUGAAGAACGUGUUGAAAACUCGAAUUCCACUAAUUUACUCACCAACAAUGAGAAUACUUCGAGUAAUGCCACUGACAAUAAAGGUUGGUUUUGGAAAUAA
Molecule: messenger RNA, 1134 nt
Organism: Lodderomyces pseudojiufengensis
Lineage: Eukaryota; Fungi; Ascomycota; Pichiomycetes; Serinales; Debaryomycetaceae
Exons: 1
Coding region: 1-1134 (377 amino acids)
Source: RefSeq, a predicted model, not a curated record